Hippocampus zosterae (dwarf seahorse) is the source of this 1796-nucleotide messenger RNA. RefSeq names its product E3 ubiquitin-protein ligase RNF126-like. NCBI's taxonomy places the organism in Eukaryota, Metazoa, Chordata, Actinopteri, Syngnathiformes, Syngnathidae. The record is from RefSeq and is a predicted model, not a curated record. Gene Ontology annotation, biological process: protein ubiquitination; positive regulation of DNA-templated transcription; ubiquitin-dependent protein catabolic process. Gene Ontology annotation, cellular component: cytoplasm; nucleoplasm. The transcript is spliced from 9 exons. Gene Ontology annotation, molecular function: ubiquitin protein ligase activity. Bases 81 to 1007 code for a protein of 308 amino acids.
CGAAAUGUCGUCAGUCCUCUUCCCUAAUCAGCCGGUUCUCGCGAUCGUUUAUUAAAAACCUGCUUAUAUUCAGUGGAGAAAUGGCAGAAGCUUCCCUUCGGCCCUGCCGGUUUUUCUGCCACCGAUGUUCAGCAGAGAUAAGCCCGCGUUUACCGGACUUUACCUGUCCACGCUGUGACUCUGGAUUCAUUGAGGAAUUGCCAGAUGAAAGAAGAAGUGAAGAUAGCACUCCAUCUACAUCCUCCGCAAGUGAACAGACACAAACACCCUUUCAGACAACCACGAAUCACCAGCACUUGUUCACCUUUCCUUCCGGGUACAGUCCAUUCACUCUGGGAAUUUUCAAUGAAAACUUUGAACUCAGAAGUUGGCUACCCACAGAAGAUAACAGAGAGACAGAAAUUCCGCGAGAGCAAGAAAACGAUUCGCAGCAGCAACAACAGGGUCGACACGCGGCUCAACGACAGCGUACGCGUCAUGAAGGAGUUCCCACAUUAGAAGGAAUUAUCCAACAGCUCGUUAAUGGGAUCAUAGCACCAACAGCUAUGCCAAAUAUUGGAAUGGGACCAUGGGGUGUGCUUCAUUCAAACCCAAUGGACUAUGCCUGGGGAGCAAAUGGAUUGGAUGCCAUCAUAACACAGCUACUCAACCAGUUUGAAAACACGGGUCCUCCUCCAGCGGAUAGAGAAAGGAUCAAGAGCUUGCCCACAGUCUCCAUCACAGAAGAACACGUGGCUGCUGGUUUAGAGUGUCCCGUGUGCAAAGAAGACUACGGCGUGGACGAGAGCGUCAGACAGCUGCCGUGCAAUCAUUUGUUUCACAAUGACUGUAUCGUACCUUGGCUUGAACAGCAUGAUACUUGCCCCGUGUGUAGGAAGAGUCUUAAUGGCCAGAACACAGCGACAAACCCGCCGGGUUUAUCAGGGAUGAACUUUUCUCCCACCUCAUCAUCUUCUUCCUCCUCCUCCAACUCACUUAGCAAUGAAAAUGCUUCUGGAAACUCAUAGUCUCCCCGUCACCGUCAUAUUCUGGAAACCUCGCGCUCUCAAGGAGUCUUCUACAGCGGACACAAACACGGCUGUUAGUCUUAAUUCUUACGGACAAGUAAGUUGAGAUGAAUUUGUCUCCGACUUCAUCUUAGUCAUCAUUCCUCCACUUGUGCUGACUGGUUGCCGGAUGCUGCUCGUUCUGCUGCUGCAGUAAUUGAGGACAUUCUCCUUGGAGCUUCCGCUGGAGGAUCCCGUGGGUACUGAAACGAUAGGAAAAGUAGGAUCUGCCUCAAGGAUGGGGACACAUUUUUCUAUUUCAGAGUCAAAAUAAAAAUAGUCUUUUUAAAUGUUGCCUGUGGUGGUGCAGAUGUGUAUCAAGUUAUCUGAAUAACGCUGAGCCAAUUACAGCCAGUGGAUCAAUUUAUGCGACUGCUUCUGACUAUUUGUCUUUAUUUGCACAUUUAUUUUGGUUUUUAAUUUGCACAAUGUGUCGUAUUUUAAUGAGACAUCAUCUGAACUCUUGUUCUUUUUUAAUGGCAUUUCAUUAUUUUAAUGUUUCUAAAUUGUGUGUGUGUGGAGGGGGGUGCAAUUUGGGAAGUGUUUGAAUUUAGGCAGUAUUUUUUAUUGAGUGAACAUAGAAAAAAAUUACAAAUCUUAUUUAAUAAUCCUAUGCCACCAGUACUACGGCAUAUAUAAAAAAAAUCAUAUCUCUGUGAAACUGGCUGAAAGUGUCAAUGAACUGUAGUGUUUUAUUUCCUGAUUUAAUGUUGUAUUUUUACAGUCACAAUAAAGUCCUUCGGAAAUUGU